Messenger RNA from Orbilia oligospora ATCC 24927, 2511 nucleotides. RefSeq lists its product as uncharacterized. The transcript has 6 exons. Gene Ontology annotation, biological process: regulation of gene expression. Bases 1 to 2511 code for a protein of 836 amino acids. The record is from RefSeq and is a predicted model, not a curated record. Gene Ontology annotation, molecular function: chromatin DNA binding; RNA polymerase II cis-regulatory region sequence-specific DNA binding; protein binding. Lineage: Eukaryota; Fungi; Ascomycota; Orbiliomycetes; Orbiliales; Orbiliaceae.
AUGUCUGGUCCUCCUCAAACCUCUCCUCAUCACCCCCAUAAUGCACCUCCAGGGCCCAUGCCUAAUGGUCACGGACCUCCAAUGGGCGGCCCCGGUGGAAAACCCAGCGCUUCCCAUCAGCUAAGUGCACUUAACGAGACCGUUUGGCUGAAAAUUGGGAGUAUUGCUGAGAUGAUGGGAAAUUUGGACGGUGCAAUGGAUGCAUAUGAAUCCGCUAUCCGACAGAACAGUUAUUCGAUACCUGCAAUGGAAAGCAUUUCUCAUAUAUUACGAACACGGGAACAAUUUCCCAAGGCUGUUGAGUAUCUUCAGGCUAUCUUGAAUAUCGAUGCCAAUAAUGGUGAAGUUUGGGGCUCACUUGGUCAUUGUUAUCUCAUGAUGGACGAUUUACAGAAAGCUUACCAAGCGUACCAGCAAGCUCUCUACCAUCUCCGUGACCCUAAAGAACCGAAGCUGUGGUAUGGCAUAGGUAUUCUGUAUGACCGAUACGGUUCCCUCGAACAUGCAGAAGAAGCCUUCUCCCAGGUCAUGCGAAUGGAUGGGAACUUUGAUAAGGCAAACGAAAUCUACUUCCGCCUCGGCAUAAUUUAUAAACAACAGCAGAAGUUCUCUCAGAGCUUGGACUGCUUCAAAUUCAUUGUCCAGGAUCCGCCACGCCCUCUCACAGAGGAGGACAUUUGGUUCCAGAUUGGACAUGUUCACGAACAACAAAAAGAUUUUGAAAACGCCAAGAAGGCGUACCAAAGGGUUCUUGAGCGUGACCCUAAUCACGCUAAAGUCCUUCAACAGCUGGGCUGGCUCUACCAUCAGCGAAGUGCGAGCUAUGAGAGCCAGGAGAUUGCUAUUGAACAUUUAGAAAAGUCGGUCAGGGCUGACAACACUGAUGCCCAGAGCUGGUAUCUUUUGGGACGCUGUUAUAUGUCUCAGCAGAAAUAUCCCAAAGCGUAUGAAGCUUACCAACAAGCUGUGUAUAGAGAUGGCAGGAACCCAACCUUUUGGUGUUCUAUUGGUGUCUUGUACUACCAGAUUAACCAAUACAGGGAUGCCUUGGAUGCUUAUAGUAGAGCUAUUAGGCUUAACCCUUACAUCUCUGAGGUUUGGUAUGAUCUUGGUACACUCUAUGAAUCGUGUAACAAUCAAAUCAAUGAUGCCCUGGACGCCUACCAAAGGGCGGCUGACCUUGACCCAACCAAUGUUCAUAUCAAGGCUAGGCUCAACCUGCUUAGAAGUGGCCAAGCGUCCGGUGUACCACAUACUAGCCAACCACCCCCAGCCCCACUUCCGCAAGAUGUCCAGCAGUAUCAGCCUGCCGCCCCGCCCAGCCAUACAUGGCCCCCUCAGGGUCCUCAACGUAGCCAACCAUCAUCACAACAUCCUGGGCCACCGCCACCCGGCCCACCCGGCCCACCCGGCCCAGUCUUAGCUCAGCUGCCGCCUGGAGGCCCCGGACCAGCACCUUCGCCUUAUCGAGGUCCUGAUUCAAUGGUGCCUCGUCCACCAAGUUUGCGUAGUCCUGACAUUGGUGCUACAGAUCAGUCUCGCCCUCCUCCACCUCCGCCAUUGCAUAGAUACUCUCCUUCGCCUAAGAUCAACCAUUCAUCGAUGUACGGGCCGCCAUCCGGGCCUAGCCAAGCGCCACCACCGAUGCACCACCCACAUAUGCCACAGUCGAUGAACGGCCCUCAACCGCCACCAAACCGUAUUCUCAAUCCUCAGCAUCACAACGGACCGAUACCGCCGCCGCCGCCACCAUCACACAACCUGAACCCACCAUCUAAUGGAAAUGGUACAAUUGGGGUGACGUUUCAUGGGAAUCGCGGAAGUCCCAUUCCUGAAAUAAUAAAACCAGUGGGCGACCGUAUGCCAUCUCCAAGCUCCUCCGGAUUUCAUUCACAUAGUGUGCAUCGUCAAGCUCAUCUUCAACAUCCACAGCCAGGAAUCGUUAAUGGCCAACCGGUCCCGACUGCAGCGCAUCAUGCCGCUGAAAAUGCUAUGCGCGAGAGAGAACAGCGGGACCCGAUCAAACGACCAAGAGAGUGGGAGGACAUCGACGACCCACAUCCGAAGAAACAGGCAUCAGAUAUUACACGCGAGAGACUAGAGAGUCACAUGCAACCCCGAUCUUCUCCACCCAGAAGAAACACAACAAUCUCCCCAGACGCCCAGGGAAGACGGAGCUCCUCGGAGCGUCCAAGGGAGGACUUUAGAGGUCCACCACCUCCUCCAUCUCACCAUAGCACCCCUGGCCCGAGACCGAUGCACCAGUUUCCUCCUAUGAGUGAAUCCCCAGGCAUGCAACAGCCAUCGCAGCCGCCGCCGCCGCCGCCGCAACCACCACAGCAACCCAAGGUAGAAGAGAGAAGGGAAAUCAUUGAGCCACCAGCUCGAAAGAUGGAUCUCGAUGAGGAUUACGACAACGAGCCCGAGGGGGACGACAGGCGUCCACCUCCAGUUUCCGCUGGCGGCAAGCCCGAAGCCCCCAAAGUAACCGUCAAUGGCAGUGAUAAAUGA